Messenger RNA from Terrapene triunguis (Three-toed box turtle), 2112 nucleotides. RefSeq names its product bone morphogenetic protein 4 (gene BMP4). The coding region runs from base 531 to 1913 and encodes 460 amino acids. The transcript is spliced from 2 exons. The record is from RefSeq and is a predicted model, not a curated record. Gene Ontology annotation, biological process: SMAD protein signal transduction; negative regulation of apoptotic process; negative regulation of transcription by RNA polymerase II. Gene Ontology annotation, cellular component: extracellular region. Gene Ontology annotation, molecular function: BMP receptor binding; cytokine activity; growth factor activity. Lineage: Eukaryota; Metazoa; Chordata; Testudines; Emydidae.
GCCCCUUCUCCUUCUCCCCCUGCUCCUGGGCUUGGAAGGGGUGUCAGUCCCGUUCGGCUCUGCCCUGGCUCCCGGGGACCGCACCGUGCCACCCCACCCCAGGCGCUGCUGCUAAGAGAGCGGGGACUUUGCAAUCGCUCUCUGCCUUAUCUUUGCAGUGGCCCUAGAUCCAAGUGACUUGCCCCCCGCCUCUCCCUCUGGCGUGUUGUCUCCUUUCUCCAAACCCCUUGAAGGCCGCGGCAAAGCUGGAGCCACACAGCGCCGGCAAAACAAGACAAGGGGCCAAGUUGAUUCGGUGCAAACCCCCCCCCCCCUUGCACUGGGAUCCAUGCUCCUGGAGACCCCCCCCCCUCCACCGGCCCCUGAUCAGCUGCACUUCAGCGAUCCGUGGGGCUGGGGAGGAGGCGGGAGGGAGAGAGGAGAAAUUCCACCGAAGCCCAAUGUUCAGUGUUUAUUCUUGAAAGAAGUUAGGCGGAGAUCCUCGCUAAGAUAGCAAGGACCGGACAGAGGAGCCGGAUAGCGGCUAUCUGAUGGUGGGGGCUCUUGGGCUGCAAACAAGUUCCAGCGAGUCAAUUCCAGGCGAUCCCUGUGCCUCUGAGACGCGUUUGCUGCUGCAGCCGGGUUUUGGGGGGAGGGGGGGGGGGGUGGCUGUUUUUAAUCUUGACCCUCCUUGUUUGUUGUUGCGUUUUUUUGAACCCCCCAGAGACACCAUGAUUCCUGGUAGCCGAAUGCUGAUGGUCAUUCUGUUAUGCCAAGUGCUGCUAGGAGGUACUAACCAUGCCAGUUUGAUACCCGAGACGGGGAGGAAGAAAGUUGGAGAACUCCAGGCUCAAGCAGGAUCUGGACGCCGCUCCGGGCAAAGCCAUGAACUCUUGCGGGGUGUCGAGGCGAGUUUGCUGCAGAUGUUCGGGCUGCGCCGGCGGCCCCAGCCCAGCAAAGCAGCCGUCGUCCCCGCGUACAUGCUGGAUCUCUAUCGGCUGCAGUCCGGGGAAGAGGAGGAAAGCCUGCAGGACAUCAGCCUGCGGUAUCCCGAGAGAUCCACUAGCCGGGCCAACACCGUGAGGAGUUUCCACCAUGAAGAACACCUGGAGAACCUCCCCGGGCCCAGCGACGCCCCCCGCGUUCGCUUCCUCUUCAACCUCAGCAGCGUGCCGGAGAACGAGGUGAUCACCUCGGCCGAGCUGCGGCUGUACCGGGAGCAGCUGGAAGCGCGGAGCCCCGCGUGGGAACGGGGCUCGCACCGGAUCAACAUCUACGAAGUGAUGAAGCCCCCGCCGGCCCGCGGGCAGGUGAUCACGCGGCUGCUGGACACGCGGCUGGUGCAGCACAACGUGUCCCGGUGGGAGAGCUUCGACGUGAGCCCCGCCGUCCUCCGCUGGACCCAGGACAAGCAGCCCAACCACGGGCUGGCGGUGGAGGUGACCCCGCUGCCCCCGGCCCCCGGGAACCACGUCAGGAUUAGCCGAUCUUUACCUCAAGGAGACGGGGACUGGGCCCAGCUGAGGCCGCUGCUGGUCACUUUCAGCCACGACGGCCGGGGCCACGCACUGACCCGCCGGGCCCGCCGCAGCGCCAAGCACCAGCGGCCCCGCAAGAACAAAAAAAACUGCCGCCGCCACGCGCUCUAUGUGGAUUUCAGCGACGUGGGCUGGAACGACUGGAUCGUGGCCCCCCCGGGCUACCAGGCCUUUUACUGCCACGGGGAUUGCCCCUUCCCUUUGGCCGACCACCUCAACUCCACCAACCACGCCAUCGUGCAAACCCUGGUGAACUCCGUCAACGCCAGCAUCCCCAAGGCUUGCUGCGUGCCCACGGAGCUGAGCGCCAUCUCCAUGCUCUACCUGGACGAGUAUGACAAAGUGGUCCUGAAAAACUACCAGGAGAUGGUGGUGGAGGGGUGCGGGUGCCGUUAAAAACCCGGACCCCCCCCCCUCCGCCCCGCACCCCAGGACUGCUUCUUCCAGCCGGACCCGGAUCUAAACUAAACGUUCACCUUGACCUUAUUUAUGACUUUACGUGCAAAUGGUUUGACAAUAAUGAUCCUAUAUUUUGACAAAAUAUAUUUAUAACGACAUAUUAAAAGAAAAAAAUAAAGCGAGUCAUUAUUUUAAA